This is a messenger RNA of Daucus carota subsp. sativus, 1026 nucleotides long. RefSeq lists its product as uncharacterized. The transcript is spliced from 6 exons. NCBI's taxonomy places the organism in Eukaryota, Viridiplantae, Streptophyta, Magnoliopsida, Apiales, Apiaceae. The coding region runs from base 49 to 915 and encodes 288 amino acids. The record is from RefSeq and is a predicted model, not a curated record.
CACUUGCGCUUCAAUCCAAACAGAUUAAACGCGACACAGAAGAUAACAAUGGCAGUGAGAGCUGUGAUACAAUUAAACCGAUGGCAUCGCUUCUACUCUUCCCGGCCGGCAUUAUUCAAUCUCAUCCACUCACACUCCCCUUUAAACAUUCAUCACCGUUUCUUUUUCACCGGACUGCCGUGUUACAACCGAGACGUCCGUUUUGAAUCACGCGCCCUCAGGUUUCAAAACGCUUCUCUAGAACCUUCCGAGAUGAGCGAUGCAGAUGAUAAUAAGAAGAGCCGAAACGAGAAGAAACGCGAGGCUCGCCGCGCCGUUGCCUGGGCUGUGGACCUCGCUGCUUUUUCUCCCGCUCAAAUUAAACGUAUUCUCAGAGUGGCGUCUCUGGAGACGGAUGUGUUUGAUGAAACGGAUGUGUAUGAUGCUCUCAUGCUAGUCAAGAGAUUGGGCCGUGAUGUUAGGGAAGGCAAGCGGAGGCAGUUCAGCUAUAUAGGAAGGCUAAUACGAGACGUGGAACCAGAUCUGAUGGAUGGCUUGAUUCAGGCCUCAAAAGACGGGGACAUGAGUAAAUUUGAGAGUUUGUAUACUUCAGAAAUAGGGUCCAGUGAGGAUGAUGUUGAAGAGGAGAGUGGAUCUGAUGAUGACCUUGAGAUUCCUGAAGAAUGCAUUAAUACUGCAAAUAGAUGGUUUGAUGGGCUGAUGAAUAGAGAUAUGGAUAUUAGCAAUGAAAUUUAUUCAGUGCGUACUGUUGAAUUUGAUCGGCAGGACUUGCGAAAACUUGUACGUGAAGUAUACACUCUGCAAGAUGAAAUUGCUUCUGAGGAAGCUGAAGGUGAAGAUAAAGAUCUGAUGGCUGCUAAAAAAUCCCUUGCUCGUUUUCUCCGAGAAAUUGCCAAGCAGCUGCCAUUCGAAUAAAUUUUUGUUUUAUUAGAAUCAAAGCAUGUAUACCGUAUGGCAUAUUCUGCAAAAACCACACUAGAACGAUAUGAUAAUUAAUUAGAAGUGAUGCCUCUCUUUAUGCUUUUA